CUGAGACCGGUGUGCGAGUGUUAGCACGGCGCUAAUGUGACACAGGAACUUUCAACAGGCGUUCGCUCAUUUCGCCUCUAUUAAACUCAUAUUCCCUGCAGCAAAAUUGACUGAAGCGUAGGAGCGUCCAGACGUCAGGAGGAUGUUUAACCCUCAUCAGCACCAGCAGCAUCAGCAGCAACAGCAGUUCCAGCAACACCUGCGUCAGCUCCAACAGCUGUUCCAGCAUCAGACGCCUCCUCCUCCUCCUCCACCUCCUCCUCCUCCACAGCCUCCGCCCGCACACCACAUCACACACCACCACCAGACGGCACGGUCCAUGGCUCCAGCGCCUCCGUCUGCUCGUAUGGUGAACCUCUGCUCCGCCACGCAGACCAUCAUCGGACACAACCCCAUGCUGCAGGGCGCUCUGCUCAUGCAACAGAUGCAGGCAGGAAGCAUGCGUGGCUUUGCGAUGGGCGGCCAACAGUUCCCACAGUUCUUCAGCGCCGGAUCCAGAGCGUCUCUCCUCGGGCCCGUUCCAAUGGGCGUGGCCAUCAAAACUCCUCACAUGGGAUUCCCGCGACAUUUCAAUCCACACGCGCGCUAUUUCAGCAACGAGUUUCAGGCACGACAGCCGGACAGAAAGAGGGAAAUUGAGCCGAAACCAGCGGGGAGCAGCAACAGCCAAUCAGAAGCCAGCAGCAGCAGAGCAGAUGAAGUUUCCAUCGUCACCGAUCCUUCAGAGCCGCCCGAUGAACCAGCGGCUAAAAAACACAAAACUGACGAGUCCGUGACUUCAAAUCUGUCAGAUUUAGCUCAAAACACUGAAUACAAGAGCCCGGAUCCUGCAGACUGCACACUGCAGGAGGGAGGCAGUGUCGCCGGGCCGGUCGCCGCUGAAGCCGAUGAACAGAGUCAAGUGGCCAAGCAGAUCGGACAUACAGAAGCUCCAGAUAAAGGAGUGGAACAGCAGAACAGUGACUGUCCAGAUGACGCCAUCGUCUCCGAUCCAGUGCCAGAGGUCGAGGAGGUCAAGCAGACCUGCGCUCACCAGGAGGUCAAGGAGACUAGCGCUCACGAGGAGGAAAAUGACGAAGGGCCGGAGACCUCCAACAAGUUCUUCUGCUACAUUUGCAACAUCACUUGCCAUAACCAGCAAAAUUUCCAGAGCCAUAUGAACGGACUGACGCACCAGCAGAAGAUGAUGGAGAUCCAGCACAUGAGUAACGCGUGUCUCGUCACGCUUCUGCCGCGAGUCCAGGAGUCCCUGCAAGGAGCGCGCAAAGACGGGGAGAAGAGGCCCGGCCUGCAGAGGUGGUGCUCCACCUGCCAGACUCACUUCACCAGCAACGUCAUGGAGCAUCGCAGGACCCGGGAGCACAAGCGCUGCAGUCACUCGCCCAGCACCAGCUGCACCGUCUGUAAGCUGCACUUCAGGACGGCCAGAGAGUUCGUGGAGCACAUGCAGUCCAAGGAGCAUAAGCAGCGCGUCGAGCUGCUGUGGAAGGAGUCGGGGAAAGAGGGCGUGGAUCAGCUGAACUCUGCCGUGUUAUUGGGUGAAGAGGACGGCGACUGCAGUGACGACGACAGGGAGGAAGAGGAAAACGGGAAGGAGGGUCUAUCUGCACAGAUGGAGGUCACACUAGAAGAUCUGACUGAAGACGAGGAGUUUGACUCUGACACAGUGUACGGGUCUAGUUUUGUGGUGCCUGUCGCUGGGUUUCUCUGUCGACUCUGCGAUCAGUUCUAUCACUUCGAGUCUUCGGCUCGACACACACACUGCAAGACGCUCACACACUUCGAGAAUCUGAAGCGUUAUAAAGUCUCGAGGAAACACGAAGACUCCGGUUCGACCUCGGGAGAAGCGACACACCACAUCAGUCCCGAUGAAAUCCCUAAACCAGCCCUGGAGAUCUCCGAGUCCACGAGCUCCUCGCUCCCCAGCAUCAGCACCGACACCAGCCUCCGUCAGGAACACCAGCCGGAUCUCCUUGGGGAUCCCGAGGGAAACGAGGAUCUCGUUAGCAUUCCCGAGGGAAACGAGGAUCUUGUUGUUAGCGUUCCUGAGGAAAAGAGCGUUCGGGGCCGAGGAAGGACUCCUGCGAAGAGACGAGGAAGAGGAGGAGUAGGAGGAGGAAGACGACGCUGAGACCCAGAACGUUAUUAUCAGGCUCAGAGGACCCGAGUGAAACCACCCCGCCGAUAGACCGUGUGUGUGUGUGUGUGUGUGUGUGUGUCUCCUGCGGUUCUGAAGGGUUUGUGCCACGGUUGUACGCCUCUAACCCCCUGUCUGUACAGUAGAUGUCUUCAUUAAGCACAAGAUCCCCAGAACUCCAGCACUGAACGCUUCCUGCUUCGGCUGAAGGGUGAACCUCAUCGACACGUGAACAUGUCCAGGUCAUAGGUCAACACAAAACUGUGAGUGAGUAGGUGCGUUCCAUUCGACAGGGUCCCUACGCAGUGUUCACUGCU
Pimephales promelas (fathead minnow) is the source of this 2454-nucleotide messenger RNA. The record is from RefSeq and is a predicted model, not a curated record. NCBI's taxonomy places the organism in Eukaryota, Metazoa, Chordata, Actinopteri, Cypriniformes, Leuciscidae.